CUCCAUAUACAGGACAUAUAUAUAUUAUAUACCACCUCCAUAUCACCAUAUACAGGAUAUACAAUAUAUAUAUAUAUAUAUAUACACCUUCGAUAUCUGUGGUUAUUAUAGAUGUUUAUGCUUCUUUACCUGAACAUUACUUUAUAGGAGUAGAUAGAAGGAUUUGGAAGUCUAUGAGGAUGAUGUAUGUACAGUAUGGCGGUAUAUACAGUAUAGAUCUGACCCUCCAGUCUCCUGUCCUCCUACACGUGACCUAUAAUGACACAUUGUAACGAAGCCUCAGUCUCCACUAUGAUGGUUCAUCAAUACAUAGAACAUCUCUCCAGAAGAUAAUGGAAGAGACAAUGAUGGAAGAUAAUAUCUAAUCCUACCAAGUGUGAUACAUUCUGCUGAGAUACAGAGUCUAAUCCCAUCUUGUACAAUCUCAUCAUUUAAUACCAGGCAGUUCUCCUAAUGACGGUAUAUUCCAGCUGAGCACUAUAUGGCAGGAUACUGGAUAUUGGUGACGGAGCCAAACACUUGGUCAGCGGAGCCGUGCUCGAGGGCAUCCUGAAGAAGUGGGCACAGUACAAGGAAGAAUGUCUGACACAACUGGAACAACAGAGGGCGCUGCUGACUGGAGUUUACUGUAAUGGGACGUUCGAUCAGUUCGCUUGUUGGCCGUUUUCUUACCCAGGAAACGUCUCUGUCCCUUGUCCGUGGUAUCUGCCGAUGAUCCGAGAAGGCAGCACAUCCUACACGCAUAGAUACUGCACCGAGCGCGGGGUCUGGCAGACGGAGGAGAACUCUACAGAUAUCUGGCGGGAGACCACGGAAUGCUCCACCAGUAAUCACUUCAAACAGAACAAUAAGGAGCAUGCGCUACUGCUACUGCUGCGGAUCUGCUACACUGUGGGGUACUCCGUAUCACUCGGGACCCUCGUCCUCGCACUGUGCAUCCUCCUCACAUUCAGGAAGCUUCACUGCACCAGGAAUUACAUCCACAUGAAUCUCUUCGGCUCCUUCAUCCUGAGGGCUCUGGCCAUCCUCAUAAAAGACAUUGUGCAGAGUACCAGCCACCCCCCCAAAGUGGCCACCAAUGCCAACGACUUGAUGUCUGUGCUAACCACACAGGUCACCACCUCUUGCCGCCUCGUCCAUGUCUCCCUGCACUUCUUUGUUGGUGCCAAUUACUUCUGGCUGCUGGUGGAGGGGAUCUACCUGCACACGACCAUCGUCUCCAUGGUGCUGUGUGAGCGGAGGAUGCUGCUGAGAUACAUGGCCAUCGGCUGGGUGUGCCCCCUACUGUUCAUCGUACCCUGGGUGAUUGCGAGGGUUUACCUGGAGAAUGAAGGAUGCUGGGGAAUAAACCAGAACACGGGCAUCUGGUAUAUCAUCAAAGGGCCAAUGCUGCUCUGUAUAUUUAUAAAUUUUGCCAUACAUAUCAAGAUACUGAAUCUUCUGCAUCUGAAGCUGAAGGCGCAACAGCUAAAGUUUACAGACUAUAAAUACAGGUUCGCUAAAGCGACGCUGAUCCUCAUCCCGCUCCUGGGGACCCACGAGGUCCUGUUCACAUUCGUCAGUGAUGAACACAUGAAGGGCCUCACCAAGCACGUCCUGCUCUUCAUCCAGCUGACCAUGAGCUCCUUCCAGGGCUUUGUGGUUGCCUAUUUAUACUGCUUUACUAAUGGGGAGGUGAAAGCCGAGCUCCGUAAACAGUGGAAUCUCUUCCUCCUCAAUUAUUUUCCAUGUAAAAGUUGUUUUUUCUGUAAUAAAGUGAAGUAUAAAACUCAAGGGGCUAAAAAGAUGAGGAGUAAAUUAUUCCUGGACAGAGGGAACUUCCAGAACGGUAAGAAGAACAGCAGUGUGCAGCUUCUACAAGCCACCGUCAACGUCUCUCCGGAGCUGGGCCCCAAGAACAGCGCCCCCCUGCAGUAUUUCACCAGGAGGAGCGUUUCGGAGAGCAGUGAUGGCGGUGUGACAUUGGGGGAAACUAUAGAGGAGACGGUAGAGGAAAGUGAAAUUUAAGAAGUGUUAUUGGAGUAAGGAGACUCUGAGACAUGACUAGAUGCCACCAGAUGGCCAAGGAGAUGGCGGUAACGUUAGUGGAUCUCUGGUGGCUUCAUGGAUUACGUUUAUAUGAAAGUUCUCAACAGUUUACAGAAAUCUCACCAGGAAAAAUAAUUAAAAAAGGAGCAAAAGUAUGGUAGAUGGAGUCAGGAACCGAAAUAUAGAACGAGGAGAAGACAACCAGACAGGAACCCACCACCCCUGGUCUAUAGCCUCCACUAUACCGUUAUUUAUGGACUGCGUGACAUAAUGAAUGUAUUAUAGGAUAUAUAUGACCGUAUCACACUAUUGGGGAGGUCCACUGUCCUGGUGGGCCCUAAUGUGGUCAAGAGGUUCCGUGUAGAUGUCUACAGAAAACCAAGGUCACUUCCAUCUCCAGUCUGUGGCCUCGUGGAAGGCCUCCAACCCCAUAGACGUUCCUUACAAUGUGAUGACCCAUUUAUGAUGACACAAAAUUUAGGAAGAACAGUCAUUGGCCCGUAUCUUAUGCCACCAAAAUUUUAGCCAUUUUAGCGCUUCCUUAUUAAAAAAAAUUUCACUCAAUCUCCAAGGAGACCACUUACUUCCACUUUUCUUCUCAAAAUUUGGAGUUUGAUGCUAGAAAGGUUGAGAAGCCUGGAUCCAUGACGGUGGGUGCCGGCCGUGUCUUACUGCUGACACCUGCUGGCAGGGGAUGGGAUCAAAGAUAACUUUUCUCCCCCUUUAUCCAUUAACAAUAAAAACCUAAACAUAAAUAAUGAAACUAUUUAUUUAAAUAAAACCUUAUUCAUCCCGUAAAAAUAUAUAUAAAUAAAAAACGAAUGUCUCCUUGCCCCUCAAAAACAAAAACAAAACAAAAAACAUGGAUCAAAAUGUGGAACAAAAUAGAUGCCAUCUAGCCAAAAAACAGAACCCACGUCCCCCCCCGCACAGAACGAGCACUCACCGCUCCGGUGACUAAAAAGUCAGAACGGGGCGACGAGCUUUAAUGUGAACAGAGCCUAAAUGUCAUACAAGAGGGACUAUUGAGCCCCGAUGCCCCCAAGUACAUUGGGUGCCACUAUGGUUGGAGAGCAUGUGGACCUCCACAUGUACUCAUUGAAGGUCAGGGUUCCACCACCAGAUGACUACUUAGUGAGGCUGUCCAUCAUCUCUGUGAAGCCGGGCUUAGAGCAUUUGGCCUCCAUCCCGAGGGUUGCUGGUAAAGCUAUGGUUGCUGGAAUCCGUGCUUGAUCUAGAGCAAUUAGUCUCAA
Messenger RNA from Hyla sarda, 3281 nucleotides. RefSeq names its product glucagon like peptide 2 receptor (gene GLP2R). The transcript has 13 exons. The record is from RefSeq and is a predicted model, not a curated record. Lineage: Eukaryota; Metazoa; Chordata; Amphibia; Anura; Hylidae. Gene Ontology annotation, molecular function: peptide hormone binding; glucagon receptor activity. The coding region runs from base 712 to 2007 and encodes 431 amino acids. Gene Ontology annotation, cellular component: plasma membrane. Gene Ontology annotation, biological process: cell surface receptor signaling pathway; adenylate cyclase-modulating G protein-coupled receptor signaling pathway.